Messenger RNA from Paramisgurnus dabryanus, 1300 nucleotides. RefSeq names its product transmembrane protein 53 (gene tmem53). Lineage: Eukaryota; Metazoa; Chordata; Actinopteri; Cypriniformes; Cobitidae. The record is from RefSeq and is a predicted model, not a curated record.
CGGUUAUGUUGCCGACUUCACAGCGUAUCGCGUGAACGCCCCUGAAUCUGUCUGACUGUAUCUUAAGCAACACAACAAAAGAAGCGAAACUCGAGACACCCUUGAAGUGUUUUAUUAAUGGAAGACAGAAGACAGGAAAAAUAAUAUUCAUUAUGGGGGAUGAGGGCAUAGACUACAACAUUGUUUUUCCAGAAGCACCAAUCUCAGAGAAACACUGGCGCGGAUCAAAGGAGCCAGUCGUGAUUCUUUUAGGCUGGGCUGGCUGCAGAGACAAACAUCUUGCAAAAUACAGCUCGAUAUACAAUCAACAGGGAUGCGUGACUGUGUGCUACACAGCUCCUUUGAAGACAGUGUUUAUUUCCGAAUCAUUCGGAUAUGAAGAGCUAAGAAGCACUGCUCACAAAUUACUUGAACUUCUGUAUGACUAUGAGGUAGAGAACAACCCAAUUUUCUUCCAUGUUUUCAGCAACGGGGGCUUCGUGCUGUACCGCUACAUGGUUGAGUUAUUGCAAAGUCACCCUCAGUUUAGCACUCUAUGUGUGGUGGGCACAGUUGUGGACAGUGCGCCUGACAGUCAAAAUGUUAUAGGCGCCCUCAGAGCUCUCAAAACCACCUUAGGGCCCAAAGUCAACUUGGUACUGCAGUACGUCCUCCUGGCACUGUUUGCAGUGGCAGUUGUGCUUCUGAGGGUUGUCUUGUAUUCGGUGACCAAAUACUUUCACAAGAACCACUACGAUGCUAUGAUGGAGAAACCUGCACCUUGGCCUCAGAUGUACCUCUAUUCCAGAUCAGACAGGGUGAUCAGGUACAAGGAUGUGGAGAAGAUGGUUAAGGUGUUGAAGGAGAAGGGGCUGACCGUUGAAAGCUUUGAUUUUAUCACCCCUGCACAUGUGAGUUUAUACAGAGACUGUCCAGAAGACUAUUCCAGCAGGUGCAGGAUUUUUCUGACAGGCUGCAUGACUGCUUCAGUGGAGACCUCGGCAAAGAAACGUCUUUAGGUGCACUAGUGAUUAAUCGGUUUUUGAUCAGCCUUUAAAAUGUAUACACACACUCGGUACAUUUAUGUGUGCACUAACCAUCUUAUUUGUGAAAUGUAAACUACUGUUUAAUAACCUUAACUGAACUUAAACCCUAAAUGAAGUUUUAACAGGGGUUAACUUUGCACACUGAUCUUUUCUGUAUUUGUCUUAUGCUGUGAAUUAAACUGUAAUUUAAGGCUUGAUUUGUUACAUUGGUGGACGCUGUGAAUGGGUCGAUUUGUGUAUUUGGACAUUGUGAAUAAAUAAAUGUAUGUAUUUGA